AUGGCCCUGGGCGGUGCGGACAACAUUCAUAAUGUUGUUAGAAAUUUGCCUCCAGUACCUCGAUACGCCUCUGUUGCCAUGAGCCUGCCUGUUGCGGUGAGCGCAACCAACGCUGCCAUCAGCAAUAUUUGUGCUGUUGUGAAUACCGUUUGCAACAUCAUUAAUACUGCGCCGAAGAUCUCUGCCGCCCUGGAGUCAGUCCGACGAUGGUUCUGGGGCCUGGCUCCAAACGAGGAGGAUCAAGAUGGAUACGCGGCCCUUGAGUCUCGUCGGGGAGGGGGCACUCCGUAUGAAGAGAAGAAGAAAGGGAAAAGAAAAAACUAUGUAUUAAUUUUAAUACUGAUACAAUAUUGA
Messenger RNA from Trichoderma harzianum CBS 226.95, 354 nucleotides. RefSeq lists its product as hypothetical. The record is from RefSeq and is a predicted model, not a curated record. The coding region runs from base 1 to 354 and encodes 117 amino acids. The transcript has a single exon. Lineage: Eukaryota; Fungi; Ascomycota; Sordariomycetes; Hypocreales; Hypocreaceae.